Molecule: messenger RNA, 856 nt
Organism: Linum trigynum
Lineage: Eukaryota; Viridiplantae; Streptophyta; Magnoliopsida; Malpighiales; Linaceae
Source: the annotation of a GenBank genome assembly
ACUCGCCUCUCUCUCUCUCUCUCUCUCGUUCUUUUCUUCUCGUUUUCUCUGGAACACAAACAAAACAUAGAAACAAAAACAAUCCAAUCCCAAUCACCCCUUCUCGUUUUCUUCUCACGACGAACAAAAUGAAACCCUAGCCUUUCUUUCUAAAAAGGACCUUCUCUUUCUCCAUCUCGAUCCACCUCCCUCCUUCUCUCGCCCUCUAUAACGAUGAGAUGGAAGUGACCCCUUCCUCACCAAUGAAGGCGACAACGACAGCAAGAUCGGCGACAAAGAUAUUGACGACAUUGACGGCCGGAGAAAGGGUGAUGGAAGGCGUUGAGGAAGAAGAGGAAGAAGGAGAGGAUGAGAGAAAAGAAAUCUGGUCGUGGGGGAGCAUAAAGGAAGAUGUUCUUGUUUUUGCUGUUUUUGUCUGUCUUUUUGGGGAGGGGAAAUGAAUUGUUCAAGGACGAAGAAGAAGACGCAGGUUUGGUUCCCCUGCUCGUGAGGAAGAAGAAGAAGAAUUGGUCAGAAUAAUGAAGGGGAAGAAGAAUCAGAAACUCCGCCCUGAAGAAAGAGCCAAUGUGUGUUUUUUUAUAGAGAAAGACAGCUUGUUCCCCAAGUUUGGAACAAUGCUGGGUUUGGGUCGGACCUGUCUAAGUUGGUCGGACCGAUAUGGGUUUGGUCAGACCUGUUCUCUGACCGGUUCGACUUUGUUGACUGGUUUGACUGUAGACUUUGUCUUUUUGGUGGGCUUUGAUUUGGGCCAAAUUCAUUUAUUCUUUAAUUGUACAGUGUAAUGCAAUUGCAAUUUAGCAAUCUAAUUAAUUGUAAUUAGCAUUGCAUUUAUUUUGAAGAAAUCGUUAUGACUUCG